UCUUCACAAAAUUGUUCAGAAAGUUGUGAAAAGCAGUUGAACUACAAACCAAGCACUCAGUGGAAAAUAUUUAAUUUUCAUCAAAUAUAUAAGUGAAAAAAAAAAAAUCAAUUUAUAAGUAGGCAUUGAAUAAAAAGUAAAUUAAAGUAUAUAUACCUACAAAUCGAAAAAGAAAUUUAUUUGUUUUGAUAAAACUAUCAAGAAAAUCCAACAAUGCAGAUCUUCGUGAAGACUUUAACUGGCAAGACCAUUACAUUAGAAGUUGAGCCCUCUGACACUAUUGAAAAUGUCAAGGCCAAGAUCCAAGAUAAGGAGGGUAUUCCCCCAGAUCAACAGCGUUUAAUCUUUGCCGGAAAACAAUUGGAAGACGGACGAACUUUGUCCGAUUACAACAUCCAAAAAGAAUCAACUCUGCAUUUAGUGUUGCGUCUGCGUGGUGGUAUGCAGAUUUUUGUCAAGACUUUGACUGGCAAAACAAUUACAUUGGAGGUUGAGCCUUCUGACACUAUUGAAAAUGUUAAAGCUAAAAUUCAGGACAAAGAAGGUAUCCCUCCAGAUCAACAGCGUUUGAUCUUUGCCGGCAAGCAGUUGGAAGAUGGACGCACACUUUCUGAUUACAAUAUUCAAAAAGAAUCAACCUUGCAUUUAGUUUUGCGUCUGCGUGGUGGUAUGCAGAUUUUUGUUAAGACACUUACUGGCAAGACAAUUACCCUGGAGGUUGAGCCAUCUGAUACAAUUGAAAACGUUAAAGCUAAAAUCCAAGAUAAGGAAGGUAUCCCCCCAGACCAACAGCGUUUGAUUUUCGCUGGAAAGCAAUUGGAGGACGGACGCACAUUGUCCGAUUACAACAUCCAAAAAGAAUCUACCCUUCAUUUGGUCCUCCGUCUCCGUGGUGGUAUGCAAAUUUUCGUUAAGACUUUAACUGGUAAGACCAUCACCUUGGAGGUUGAACCAUCUGACACCAUCGAGAACGUCAAGGCCAAGAUCCAAGAUAAGGAAGGUAUUCCUCCAGACCAACAGCGUUUGAUCUUCGCUGGAAAGCAGUUGGAAGACGGUCGUACUUUGUCCGACUAUAACAUCCAGAAGGAGUCGACCCUUCACUUGGUCCUCCGUCUUCGUGGUGGUAUGCAGAUCUUCGUUAAGACUUUGACCGGUAAGACCAUCACCUUGGAAGUCGAACCAUCUGACACCAUUGAGAACGUCAAGGCCAAGAUUCAAGACAAGGAAGGUAUUCCCCCAGACCAACAGCGUUUGAUCUUCGCUGGAAAGCAAUUGGAGGACGGACGCACAUUGUCCGAUUACAACAUCCAGAAAGAGUCGACCCUUCAUUUGGUCCUCCGUCUCCGUGGUGGUAUGCAGAUCUUCGUUAAGACUUUGACCGGCAAGACUAUUACCUUGGAAGUUGAACCUUCUGACACCAUUGAGAACGUCAAGGCCAAGAUCCAAGAUAAGGAAGGUAUUCCUCCAGACCAACAGCGUUUGAUCUUCGCUGGAAAGCAGUUGGAAGAUGGUCGUACUUUGUCCGACUAUAACAUCCAGAAGGAGUCGACCCUUCACUUGGUCCUCCGUCUUCGUGGUGGUAUGCAGAUCUUCGUUAAGACUUUGACCGGUAAGACCAUCACCUUGGAAGUCGAACCAUCUGACACCAUUGAGAACGUCAAGGCCAAGAUUCAAGACAAGGAAGGUAUUCCCCCAGACCAACAGCGUUUGAUCUUCGCUGGAAAGCAAUUGGAGGACGGACGCACAUUGUCCGAUUACAACAUCCAGAAAGAGUCGACCCUUCAUUUGGUCCUCCGUCUCCGUGGUGGUAUGCAGAUCUUCGUUAAGACUUUGACCGGCAAAACCAUCACCUUGGAAGUCGAACCAUCUGACACUAUUGAAAACGUCAAGGCCAAGAUCCAAGAUAAGGAAGGUAUUCCUCCAGACCAACAGCGUUUGAUUUUCGCUGGAAAGCAGUUGGAAGACGGUCGUACUUUGUCCGACUACAACAUCCAGAAGGAGUCGACCCUUCAUUUGGUCCUCCGUCUCCGUGGUGGUAUGCAGAUCUUCGUUAAAACUUUGACCGGCAAGACCAUCACCUUGGAGGUUGAACCUUCUGAUACCAUUGAAAAUGUAAAGGCCAAGAUCCAAGACAAGGAAGGUAUCCCACCAGACCAACAGCGUUUGAUCUUUGCCGGAAAGCAGUUGGAGGAUGGACGUACUUUGUCCGACUACAACAUCCAAAAAGAGUCGACUCUUCAUUUGGUCCUCCGUCUUCGUGGUGGUAUGCAGAUCUUCGUCAAAACUUUGACUGGCAAGACCAUCACUCUGGAAGUCGAACCAUCCGACACCAUCGAGAACGUCAAGGCCAAGAUCCAGGAUAAGGAAGGUAUUCCCCCAGACCAACAACGUUUGAUCUUCGCCGGAAAGCAAUUGGAAGACGGACGCACUUUGUCCGACUACAACAUCCAAAAGGAGUCGACCCUUCAUUUGGUCCUCCGUCUUCGUGGUGGUAUGCAGAUCUUCGUCAAGACUUUGACCGGCAAGACCAUCACCCUGGAAGUCGAGCCAUCCGACACCAUCGAGAAUGUCAAGGCCAAGAUCCAAGACAAAGAAGGUAUUCCCCCAGACCAACAGCGUUUGAUCUUUGCCGGAAAGCAGUUGGAGGAUGGACGUACUUUGUCCGACUACAACAUCCAAAAAGAGUCGACCCUUCAUUUGGUCCUCCGUCUUCGUGGUGGUAUGCAGAUCUUCGUCAAAACUUUGACUGGCAAGACCAUCACUCUGGAAGUCGAACCAUCCGACACCAUCGAGAACGUCAAGGCCAAGAUUCAGGAUAAGGAAGGUAUUCCCCCAGACCAACAACGUUUGAUCUUCGCCGGAAAGCAAUUGGAAGACGGACGCACUUUGUCUGACUACAACAUCCAAAAAGAGUCGACCCUUCAUUUGGUCCUCCGUCUCCGUGGUGGUAUGCAAAUCUUCGUUAAAACUUUGACUGGCAAAACCAUCACUUUGGAAGUCGAACCAUCCGACACCAUUGAGAACGUCAAGGCCAAGAUCCAAGAUAAGGAAGGUAUCCCUCCAGACCAACAGCGUUUGAUCUUUGCCGGAAAGCAGUUGGAGGAUGGACGUACAUUGUCCGACUACAACAUCCAGAAGGAGUCUACCCUUCACUUGGUCCUCCGUCUCCGUGGUGGUAUGCAGAUCUUCGUCAAGACUUUGACCGGCAAGACCAUCACUUUGGAAGUCGAACCAUCCGACACCAUUGAAAAUGUUAAAGCCAAGAUCCAGGACAAGGAAGGUAUUCCCCCAGACCAGCAACGUUUGAUCUUCGCCGGAAAGCAGUUGGAAGAUGGACGCACUUUGUCCGAUUACAACAUCCAGAAGGAGUCCACCCUUCAUUUGGUCCUCCGUCUCCGUGGUGGUAUGCAGAUCUUCGUAAAGACUUUGACCGGCAAAACUAUUACCUUGGAAGUCGAACCUUCUGACACCAUUGAAAAUGUUAAGGCCAAGAUCCAAGACAAGGAAGGUAUUCCCCCAGACCAACAGCGUUUGAUCUUUGCCGGUAAACAGUUGGAGGAUGGACGCACUUUGUCCGAUUAUAACAUCCAGAAAGAGUCGACCCUCCAUUUGGUCCUUCGUCUCCGUGGUGGUAUGCAGAUCUUCGUCAAAACUUUGACCGGCAAGACCAUCACCUUGGAAGUCGAACCAUCCGACACCAUCGAGAAUGUCAAGGCCAAGAUCCAAGAUAAGGAAGGUAUUCCUCCAGACCAACAACGUUUGAUCUUCGCCGGCAAGCAGUUGGAAGACGGACGCACUUUGUCCGAUUACAAUAUCCAAAAGGAAUCGACUCUUCACUUGGUAUUGCGUCUUCGCGGAGGAGCAUUUUAAAGUAUUUCCGUAAAUAAAAUUCAAAAUUGAUCUUCAUACACAGUAGUUCUUUUUUUUAGAUUAACGCAUCAAUUCAAUUCUUUAUUUUGUUUCAAGAUGCUUUUACAAGUUCUGAUAAAUUGUAUUACAACUUUUUUGUUAAAUUCAAUAAACAAUGUUACGAUUCGAUAAUUAA
Molecule: messenger RNA, 4045 nt
Organism: Episyrphus balteatus (marmalade hoverfly)
Lineage: Eukaryota; Metazoa; Arthropoda; Insecta; Diptera; Syrphidae
Product: polyubiquitin-C
Exons: 2
Coding region: 214-3870 (1218 amino acids)
Biological process (GO): modification-dependent protein catabolic process; protein ubiquitination
Cellular component (GO): cytoplasm; nucleus
Molecular function (GO): protein tag activity; ubiquitin protein ligase binding
Source: RefSeq, a predicted model, not a curated record